This is a messenger RNA of Neoarius graeffei (lesser salmon catfish), 2911 nucleotides long. It is a transcript of the gene evi5l, whose product is annotated as ecotropic viral integration site 5 like. The transcript is spliced from 20 exons. The record is from RefSeq and is a predicted model, not a curated record. NCBI's taxonomy places the organism in Eukaryota, Metazoa, Chordata, Actinopteri, Siluriformes, Ariidae. Bases 364 to 2910 code for a protein of 848 amino acids.
AGGCUUUGCUCCUUGACAGUUCGCGUUGUCCUCGAUUUAACCGUAAAACCAAGAACAUGGAUGUUACACGCCGUUUCCUGCCUUAAAACCCUCCUGUUUCACGCCACAGAGGUUUUGGUUUUUCUGUUGCCGUGGGUUUUGUAGUCCGUCGUCAUCGCAAUGGCACGCGCUCGGCUGAGGAGCCGCUCCAAUAAUGAUGGCACUUGAAUUCAGGCCCAACCCAUCCUUGAACCCCAUCUUAUCAUACAACGUUGUCUGCUUCUGUCUCCGGAUCAGUUGUGUAUAAUCCCAGGUGUGUCACCCCCGUCAUCCACUGACAGUGACGGACCUUUGACCUGGACCCAGAACCUGGGCUUCAAGGUCAUGUCUAGCCCCAGCAGUAGCCCAGAGAGAGAGGGAGGGGUCACAGGGUCAGUUCAGUUGGAGAACCUCUGCUCUCCAGCAGGUCAGGAGGCCGACCCGCUCUCAGUUGGCAGCCCUGUACUGAGCCCAGACUCCAGUUCCCAUGAUGCCGCUCUCUCUGCAUCAGCAGUCUCGCCUGCUGACUCCGAGAAUCUCAGUCCAGAUGAACUGGAGCUGCUGGCUAAAUUAGAGGAACAGAAUAGGCUCCUGGAGGCCGAUUCUAAGUCCAUGCGCUCUAUGAGCGGCUCUCGCAGGAACAGCGGCUCCUCGCUGGUGUCCAGCUCCUCGGCAUCGUCCAAUCUCUCGCACCUGGAAGAGGACACCUGGAUCCUAUGGGGACGCAUCGUCAACGAGUGGGAGGAGUGGAGACGCAAGAAAGACAAAUUGCUCAAGGAACUGAUAAGGAAGGGGAUCCCGCAUCAUUUCCGGGCGAUCGUGUGGCAGCUGCUGGGCAACGCCACGGACAUGCCCGUGAAGAACCAGUACUCUGAGCUGCUGAAGAUGUCAUCACCCUGUGAGAAGCUCAUCCGCAGGGACAUCGCCCGUACCUAUCCUGAGCACGAGUUCUUCAAGGGGCAGGACAGUCUAGGCCAAGAGGUCCUCUUCAAUGUCAUGAAGGCAUACUCCCUAGUGGAUCGUGAAGUAGGAUACUGUCAAGGCAGUGCCUUCAUCGUUGGGCUGCUUCUCAUGCAGAUGCCAGAGGAGGAGGCGUUCUGCGUGUUUGUGCGGCUGAUGCAGGAGUACAGACUCCGAGAGCUCUUUAAGCCAAGCAUGGCAGAGCUGGGCCUCUGCAUAUACCAGUUUGAAUACCUGCUGCAGGAGCAGCUGCCGGAGUUGAAUGUGCAUUUUCGCUCGCAGAGUUUCCAUACCUCCAUGUAUGCUUCAUCGUGGUUCCUCACACUCUUCCUCACCUUCCUGCCUCUGCCCAUUGCCACACGUAUUUUCGAUAUCUUCAUGUAUGAGGGUCUGGAGAUUAUAUUCCGAGUAGGAAUGGCCAUUUUACAGUACAACCAGACCGACCUCAUACAGCUGGACAUGGAGGGCAUGUCACAGCACUUUCAGAAGGUGAUCCCUCACCAGUUUGACAGCUGCCCUGAUAAACUCAUCCUCCGAGCCUAUCAAAUUAAGUACAACCCUAAGAAGAUGAAAAAAUUGGAAAAGGAGUAUACCACCAUCAAAAACAAAGAGAUGGAGGAGCAGAUUGAAAUUAAGCGACUACGCACAGAGAACAGACUGUUAAAGCAGAGGAUCGAGACACUGGAGAAGGAGAGUGCCGCACUGGCAGACAGGUUGAUCCAGGGUCAGGUGACAAGAGCACAGGAAGCAGAGGAGAAUUAUGUGAUAAAACGCGAAUUAGCAGUGGUGCGGCAACAGUGCACGACCGCCAGCGAGAGCCUGGAGAGAGCACAGGACACCAUACGGGAACUGCAGCAACACACGUAUACAGAGCAGUUUGUGAACGGGCUGCAGGCUCAGCUCGAGCAGUCUCGCCUUCAGGAAGCAGAGCUUCUGAGUGCACUGAAGGAGAUGCAGGACAAAGUGCUGGACCUUGAGAAGAGGAGCAGCUCCUUGCCUGAUGAGACGAACGUAGCACAGCUCCAAGAGGAGCUGAAACAGGUCAAGCUGAGAGAGCUGGAGACACUGCGCUCCUUCAGAGAGAUGCAGGAUGUGGUCACUGAACUCAACCAGCGCUGGCAGCACUACACAUCACGUGGUGGGCACUGGAAAGAGUCUCCGAAGAAAAAUGCCCUGAAUGAAAUGCAAGACAAACUGAUGAGCAUGAGACUGAAAGAGGCUCACGCUCAGGCCGAGGUCAAAGAGGUCAAACUUAAAAACCUGCAGCUGGAGAGCCAGAAUCAGAUCUACAGCAAGGCGAUGACCCGUCACGAGCAGGAGAGCGCCGCCCUGCAGGAGAGACUGCAGAACGCUUUAUCACAUAACAAGAAUCUGCAGAGUCAGCUCAGUGAAAUGAAGCGGAAACAGGCCGAGUCAGACUGCAAGAGUAAAGAGGAGGUGAUGGCUGUGCGUCUGAGAGAGGCAGACAGUAUGGCGGCCAUGGCUGAACUCCGGCAGAAAAUAGCUGAGCUAGAAUUGCAAAAAGAGGAGGGGCUGAUACAAGGCCAACUGAAUCAUUCUGACUCUAGACAGUACAUCAGUCAAUUGAGGGAACAGAUUGCUGAGCUCAAGAAUGAAAUAAGACUGCUACGUGGUCAGCCCUCUAAAUUUCAGAACUCCGGGGGUGGAGCCUAUCAGGACCUGUGUCUGGCGAGUCCAGUUUCUGCGGAGGGAGACUACCUGAGUUCAGACGAUGAUCUACUGCAGAGCCCGCUGCCUGGCACAGCGCUGUAUCCGCACCACACCUCGACUCAUCUGGACAGCGAAGGCAGUACUGAGAGUGAUGGAGACGAGAGGAACGAACCCCAUGCCACCCACCCUUGUCAGGACACCGCACCCACUCAGCAGCAGCUUUAUCCAGGCAUGGUGUACACCGAGGCCCCAGAGAACUGAG